GCAUACGGAUCAUGGUUUGAGCAUACCUGUGCCUGGCUAUCCAUGAGAGAAAGAGACAACUUCCUGCUAUUGAGCUAUGAAGACAUAAAAAAGGACACAAAGAGCACCAUACUGAAGAUCUGUGACUUCCUAGGAAAGAAAUUAGAGCCAGAUGAGCUGGAUAUGGUCCUCAAGUACAGCUCCUUUGAAGCCAUGAAAGAAAAUAACAUGUCCAAUUUUAGUACCAUCCCGGAAGAUGUGAUUACUAAUGGUUUGGUUCUCUUGAGAAAAGGCACGACUGGGGACUGGAAGAAUCACUUUACAGUAGCCCAAGCUGAAGCCUUUGAUAAAGUAUUUCAUGAGAAAAUGGCCGGUUUUCCUACAGGGCUUUUUCCGUGGGAAUAAGUUGUUAACACUUUUAAAUCAUAUUUGGACACAGGGGUUUAUUUUACUGUCCUUAUACAUGUAAAUGCCUGGAUGCAGUCACAGAAUAAAUCCUGUUAUUGAAA
This is a messenger RNA of Peromyscus leucopus (white-footed mouse), 488 nucleotides long. RefSeq names its product bile salt sulfotransferase 1-like. Gene Ontology annotation, cellular component: cytoplasm. The coding region runs from base 43 to 384 and encodes 113 amino acids. Gene Ontology annotation, biological process: sulfation. The transcript has 3 exons. Gene Ontology annotation, molecular function: sulfotransferase activity. The record is from RefSeq and is a predicted model, not a curated record. Lineage: Eukaryota; Metazoa; Chordata; Mammalia; Rodentia; Cricetidae.